GUUGUGAAUCGCCGGAGUGAGCCACCGUCGCCGGAGGAUACUUGUGAAUCGCCGGCGGCUGUAAUUCUUUCGAUUGCAAUAGAAAAAAGAGAAAAAAAAGAAAGAAAGAAAGAAAGAAAGAGAAAUCAAUUUACUACUGUGGUGGGGUCAGAAUACCAUAAAUCUGUCUUCAUCCGGUUUUGUUUUCCGAUUAGGACUGAAGAAGAGGAAAUUCUGUGGCGGGUUUGUUUUCUCUUUCCUUUUUACCCUUUUUAUUAUUCCCUCCAUUCUUAUUAUCAAAGGUGAUGGAAGAUACCGAGAGUUGUGGGAGUAGAGUAACGCCGGAAUCAUCUUCGACCAAUUCUCGCCAUGAAAGGCUUAAACUUGAGGCUUAUAAUGAGGUUCUUCGCCGUCUUAAAGAUUCUGAUAUUCAAGAAGCUCAUCAGCCUGGUUUUGAGGAUGAACUUUGGAUCCACUUCAAUCGCCUUCCUGCUCGUUAUGCACUUGAUGUGAAUGUUGAAAGGGCAGAAGAUGUUCUUAGACAUAAGAGAUUACUGCAAUUGGCUUAUGAUCCUGCUAAUAGACCUGUUUUUGAUGUUCGUCUUGUACAAGCGGUUCCUCCAGUUGUGGUUGAUGCGAGUACAGCCGAUUCUCUUUGUUCAAACUCUCCGAAGCUGGUGGGAGGAUUACAGGCACAAAGAAGUCUUCCACCGCCUACUUUUGGUUCAUCGCCUAAUCUCGAGUUCCAUGCACUAGAAUCAACAACCAAAUCUCAAGAUCAACAUGAGGAAGCUGCUAUUUCUGGUGGAGAAUCUUUCUGGCCUAUGCAUGAAAUAACAUAUUCUUCUGACGACAAACCGAAACUCCUCAGUCAGUUGACUGCUUUGCUAGCUGAGAUAGGACUGAACAUUAAGGAAGCACAUGCUUUUUCUACAACAGAUGGAUAUUCAUUGGAUGUCUUUGUUGUUGAUGGUUGUCCAUAUGAGGAAACUGAACAACUUCGAACCUCGAUAGAAAAAGAACUUCUAAAGAUCGAGAAUCCAUCACCGCGUCAUCCCUUUUCUCCUUUAGUUGAUUCUGGGCUUCUUAAUCACUUGACAAUACCUAAUGAUGGAAAAGAUGUUUGGGAGAUAGAUCCUCGGUUGUUGAAAUUCGAGGGAAAAGUUGCUUCUGGUUCAUAUGGCGAUUUGUACAAAGGUACAUAUUGUAGUCAAGAAGUAGCCAUUAAAGUACUCAACCCAGAUAGAGUAAAUACAGACUUAUUUAAGGAAUUUGCUCAAGAAGUGUUCAUUAUGAGGAAAGUGCGGCACAAGAAUGUCGUGCAAUUUAUUGGUGCGUGUACUAAGCCACCGAGCUUGUGCAUCAUAACAGAGUUCAUGUCUGGUGGAAGUUUGUAUGAUCAUCUACAUAAACACAAAGCUUCCUUCAAGUUACCAUCUCUUCUCAGAGUAGCUCUUGAUAUAUCAAAGGGCAUGAAUUAUCUCCAUCAAAACAACAUCAUUCACAGGGAUUUGAAGGCUGCAAAUCUUUUAAUGGAUGAAAAUGAUGUUGUUAAGGUGGCUGAUUUUGGAGUCGCUAGAGUUCAAGCUCAAUCUGGAGUCAUGACUGCUGAAACCGGGACAUAUCGAUGGAUGGCUCCUGAGGUUAUUGAACACAAGCCAUAUGAUCACAAAGCUGAUGUUUUUAGCUUUGGAAUUGUAUUGUGGGAGUUGCUAACUGGGAAGCUUCCCUACGAGUACUUGACGCCAUUGCAAGCUGCUGUCGGGGUAGUUCAAAAGGGAUUACGGCCUACCAUUCCAAAGAACACAAACCCAAGAAUCGUGGAGCUUCAAGAGAGAUGCUGGCAGCAAGAUCCAUCCUCGAGACCCGACUUUAAUGAAAUCAUCGAUAUUCUUCAACAAAUAGCCAAUGAGGUUGGAGAAGAGGGUGAUAGCGGGAAGAAGGAUAAAGAGAAAUCAUCGGGUGGAUUUCUAUCAACUCUGCGACGAGGAAGAAAUCAUUGAAACCGAUCACCAUUUUUCCUUUUGUUGAUUUGAGCGUGUUUUGUACAGCCGGUAGUAUCCCUUGAUACACAGAGCUAUCAUAAACAUCCAUAUUAUGUUUCAUCAUUUUUUUUAAGAUUUCACAAACAUGUUUGAUUGUUUUGUUCUUAGUAUAAUUAGUUACUAAGAUUCUUGAUAAAUUAAACUUUGACUGUAAAAUAUAACAUAACAUAAACAUUCGAUAAAUCAUUACGAAUUCAACCAUUUUGUAA
Messenger RNA from Impatiens glandulifera, 2233 nucleotides. Its product is annotated as serine/threonine-protein kinase STY46-like. The coding region runs from base 285 to 1982 and encodes 565 amino acids. Gene Ontology annotation, molecular function: protein kinase activity; ATP binding. NCBI's taxonomy places the organism in Eukaryota, Viridiplantae, Streptophyta, Magnoliopsida, Ericales, Balsaminaceae. The transcript is spliced from 16 exons. The record is from RefSeq and is a predicted model, not a curated record. Gene Ontology annotation, biological process: protein phosphorylation.